Lodderomyces elongisporus is the source of this 759-nucleotide messenger RNA. RefSeq names its product glutathione S-transferase. The record is from RefSeq and is a predicted model, not a curated record. The transcript has a single exon. NCBI's taxonomy places the organism in Eukaryota, Fungi, Ascomycota, Pichiomycetes, Serinales, Debaryomycetaceae. The coding region runs from base 1 to 759 and encodes 252 amino acids.
AUGGUACAACAAGAUAGAAUCGUUUUGCACUGGUUAGAUCAAUCAAGGUCACAACGUGUUGUGUGGCUAUUAGAAGAACUUGGUGUAGAAUAUGAAAUUGUUUACUACAAGAGAGACUCCAACCAUAGAGCUCCCCCGGAAUUGAAUAACGUCCACCCCUUGGGUAAGUCUCCAGUGUUGGAGAUUUUCCAACCUAAUGGUGAAACCGUAAAAUUAGCAGAAUCUGGAUGGAUUUUCCAGUAUUUAAUCAACAAGUAUGACACUGCCAACAAAUUAAAGGGCACCAAUGAGACCGAAAGUAAUCAAAUCAAUUAUUUUCUUCACUAUAGUGAAGGUACUUUGCAGCCACUUCUAGUUGGACUAUUGAUAAAUCAUUUGGCGAGAACAAGACCAAUGUUACCAAUAAGGAUGUUGAUGGGCCCCUGUGUUGGUGGUAUAAACAAUAGUUACUACAAGCCGGAGCUUUUAAAGAAUGUCAAGUAUUUGAAUGAUAUUGUCAAACAACAAUACAAUAAACAUAGCAAGUAUUUGGUUGGUGGGCAGCUUUCUGCGGCAGAUAUUAUUUUGUCGUUUCCCAUUCAGAGUGCAAUCAACAGAGGAGAAAUGUUAAUCAACCAAUCGUUGGAAAAUGAGUAUCCUGAAUUGAAUGAGUAUUACCAACAUAUUAUCAAACAACCGGGCUGGAAGGCUGCUGUUCAAAAGGUGAAGGACUUUGAAAAAGUCCUUGGCGAUAAGCAACAACCAAACCAGGUUGAUUAA